AUGUCUCCGAUCUUAGAUUCUCCUAAUGGUUGUAGAAAAUCUAUAACAAAUUUGAAUACUUCCUACCCAAUUCUUCAUCUUGAUCGAAUGAAAAUAAAAAAACAUUAUGAUUGUUUUCCAGAAUAUAUUUACAAUACAGCAUUUGGUUCAUUAUUAACUAAUCUUAAUUGUAAUAAUCAGCCUGUAGACAUAGAUGAUAAUAAUAGCACAUCAAAAACAAAUAACAUAGAUAAUCAAUGUACAUCAUCUAUUCAAUUAUAUAAUAAUUCAGCAUGUAAUAAUGAACAAGAUAUUAUUAAACUAUUAGUUGAUUUUCUUGAUGAAUUUUUACUUUAUCUUUCAUCAAUUAUUUCAUAUGAGAAAUUUCAAUCUCAAUUUCAGUUACAAAAAAUAAAAGAUGUUUUUGAACGUGUUUAUCAACUUCGUUCAACAUUACUCAUACACAUCAAUAAUAAUUAUGAACAUAGAAUAAAUUCAACUAUUCUUGAUAUUACAUCGAUUUCCUCAAUUCUUCAUGAACUUGCUACUCUUAUUCAUUCUUUAGAUAAUGAACAACAACAACAACAAAUUGGAACUAAUACUCAAUAUUCACAAUUAUCAUAUAAUCUAGAAAAAAUUAUGAAAUCUUGUAUGGAUAGCAUCAACAAAUGUAAUCAUCAACAAAAUCUUCAAUCAUCGAUACCGUCUAUAACUCCAUGUAUAAAUUCUACAUUACCAAAUACAUGUUUAUCACCAUGUAAUGGAUGUAAUAUGUGUGAACAAUGGUCAAUAUUAGAACAAAUAAAAAAGACAAAUGAAAAAGAUCAUAUUUUUGGAUUAGUCUAUGGUAUUAAAGAUGAAAAUAUUCGUCAAAAAUUAGGUUACCGUACUGGAGAUCAUAAAUCAUCGAGUAAAAUAAAACAAAAAUUUCGUAAAAUAUCCAAACAAAAAUAUGGAUCAAAUAUGCUUUUGAACAAAGACGCAAAGUUUGAUAGUAAUCGUGGAUGGACUGCAGGAUCACCUAGUAAUCAAGCAUCUAUACAACGACAACAAUCUUUUCUUAAAUCAGAACAAUUCUCACCAUUAUCGAAUACUAAUUCAGAUACUGAUAAAUCUAUUAAACUUCAUUCUAUACAAGAUCGCUUGAUAAUAUCGAACAGCAAUGGACGUAUAACUCCUCAUGGGACAUCUUCUUAUACAGAACAAUUACCUAUAACAUCAACAACAGAUCCUGAUAAAUUACAUCGAACAUCUUCUCGUUUAGUUCAAAAAUUACAAUCAAAUAUCUAUAAAGAAAAUGAUAGCAAAAGUAAUCUAUCAUCACCUUUAUCUUUUCAAACUUCUGAAUAUCGAAUUCCAUCAAAGACAACAUAUAAGAUUGUACCUGAAAGUAAUCAUAGUUUAUCGCCAAUAUCCAACAAAUCAAUAAAUACUCAUCAAUCAUAUGAAAAUUCAUCAAUCAAUGGUAUUGAUAAAGCAAAUAAUGUAUUAAGUAUUACACAAAAUAAUGAUAAACAAAGUCUAAAUCAAAAUCUAAUCUCUUAUGAAACACAUUCUGACAAUAUCGAUUCUUCAAUGAUGUUUACAUUCAAUGAUCAAACUCCUUCCAGUGAAAAUAUGUUGAAUACAAAUUGGAAAGAACGUUUAACAUCAACAGAACGCAUAGAAAUUACUCCUCUGGAAAAAAAUAUCUCAAGUUCUAUAUCAAAUAAACAAUAUUCAACAGAUGAUUUUAAUUACGAUAACUAUUCUGAACAUCAACUGUCUUCUUCAAUAAAUAAUCCUAUGAAAGAAAAUAGUAAACUUAUAAAACUAUAUUAUCUAUUAAAGAUUUUAGAAUAUUAUUAG
Adineta steineri is the source of this 1827-nucleotide messenger RNA. NCBI's taxonomy places the organism in Eukaryota, Metazoa, Rotifera, Eurotatoria, Adinetida, Adinetidae. The record is from the annotation of a GenBank genome assembly.